UCAACCGAAUAAAGAGUAGAUUUUUAGACCAAAACACAAAUUUUGCAAAUAUUAGAGUUGAACCCAGCCACCUCACCUUGGGAGUCGAGUUGAAUAUCCCAAAAUAAUAAUUAAUUAAUAAAUAAAUGUUUAGGGGAAUAAAAGGAAUGGAUCGAUGGAUGGUGUGAUGAUGGCGAAGAAGAUGAAUUGACGAGAGAUCGUUGAUUUAGAGGAAGAAGAAGAAGAUAUAAAAGCUGAAAAGGGUGUUUGUGUUUGUUUGUGUGUGUGUUUUUCGGUUGGGCCAUCUUGUCCAUCUAUCAAAAAUUCCCAUCCCACAACUAAAUUUUCUUUAUUUAUCUUCUUCCUCUCCCGUCUUUGGCUCGACCAUCCAUCCAAAAGAAAGAGGGUUUCUUGUGUUGCGUUGUGUUGUGUUGUGAUAGGAAGAGGGAAGAUGAUGAUGACAACAAUGGAGGGGAUGAUGGACAAGGCCGUCUUGGAUGACGUCAUUCGGAGGCUUCUCGAAGGGAAAGGAGGCAAACAGGUUCAGCUCUCUGAGUCCGAGAUCCGUCAACUCUGCGUCAAUGCCCGACAAAUCUUCCUCUCUCAGCCAAUUCUUCUCGAGCUCCGUGCCCCCAUCCGCAUCGGCGGUGAUAUACAUGGUCAGUACCAGGACUUACUGAGGCUUUUUGAAUAUGGUGGCUACCCUCCUGCGGCAAACUACUUGUUUCUGGGGGAUUAUGUGGACAGAGGGAAGCAAAGUUUGGAGACAAUUUGUUUGCUUUUGGCCUACAAAAUAAGAUAUCCAGACAAAAUUCAUCUCUUGAGGGGAAACCAUGAAGAAGCGAAGAUUAACCGUAUAUAUGGUUUUUAUGAUGAAUGUAAAAGGAGGUUCAAUGUAAGGCUAUGGAAGAUAUUCACCGAUUGCUUUAACUGUUUGCCGGUGGCUGCUCUCAUUGAUGAGAAAAUACUUUGUAUGCAUGGUGGACUCUCUCCAGAAUUAGAAAAUUUAGAUCUGAUAAGAGAGAUUCAAAGGCCUACUGAAAUUCCAGAUAGUGGUCUCCUUUGUGAUCUGCUUUGGUCUGAUCCUGAUGCUAGCAUUGAGGGUUGGGCCGAGAGUGACCGAGGCGUUUCAUGUACCUUUGGACCUGAUGUACUUAUGGAGUUCUUGGAUAAAAAUGACCUUGAUCUUGUUUGCAGGGGGCAUCAGGUUGUGGAGGAUGGAUAUGAGUUUUUUGCUAAAAGAAGAUUAGUGACGAUAUUUUCUGCUCCGAAUUAUGGUGGAGAAUUUGACAAUGCUGGUGCGUUGUUAAGCGUUGAUGAUUCUCUUGUAUGUUCCUUUGAGAUAUUGAAACCCGCUGAUAGAGCAUCAGGAAGUAGUUCUUCGAAAAUGAAUUUUAAGAAGCAGCCACCCAAACUGGGAAAGAUCUAGUAAUUGGCAAAGAUUUUCGGUUCAAAUAGGAAUCCAAUCCAGCUAACUCAACUCGUACGGAGUUGAAAUUGUCAAGUAGGAGUUUGGCAUGGGAGAGCCUUAUUAAUUACAGAUUGCCAAUGAUAGUAUAUUGUAAACUGAACCACCCAGGCAUUCUUCUGUGCAGAGGCAGAUAUUAUUGCUUUAUACACCAGUUGGUUGCUUGUGAUUGGCAAAAUUAGCAUGUAAUUUGUGAAUGCAAAGAGAUUUCUGUUACCAAAUGCGUAAAUUUCUAUGCCAUUUAUCUCAAUCACUUCUCAGGAA
Messenger RNA from Vigna unguiculata (cowpea), 1711 nucleotides. It is a transcript of the gene TOPP9, whose product is annotated as Calcineurin-like metallo-phosphoesterase superfamily protein. The record is from RefSeq and is a predicted model, not a curated record. Gene Ontology annotation, cellular component: cytoplasm; nucleus. NCBI's taxonomy places the organism in Eukaryota, Viridiplantae, Streptophyta, Magnoliopsida, Fabales, Fabaceae. Gene Ontology annotation, molecular function: protein serine/threonine phosphatase activity.